Messenger RNA from Lepisosteus oculatus (spotted gar), 4990 nucleotides. The record is from RefSeq and is a predicted model, not a curated record. NCBI's taxonomy places the organism in Eukaryota, Metazoa, Chordata, Actinopteri, Semionotiformes, Lepisosteidae.
CUCUCUCAGCACAAAGAUGCAGUGUUACUGCCUUAGUUUCAAAGCAGCCCUGAAUAAAAAUGCCGUCUGGUUCAGACGCUGGGCCUAUCAAAAGAUUUAUUGAGAAGAAGUCCCAUUGAUUGUCAGGCACAUGGAAACCUUAGGAACACCAUAGCGAUCGCUCUGUAAUUACGGUAUCUAUGGGGCUGUGUGGAAGAGGAUCUCUAAGAACCCACUGGAAUUUCAGCAUUUCUUUUAAGAUAUAUUAAUGCAUCAUCUUCUUUUGGAUUUUCGCAUUUAGAAUGUUCAGUGCUGGGGAGGUGAUACAUUCUGAGUUACACCCAACAUCUUAAGGAGAACGCAGCUGGCCAGGCGAUGUGAGUCUUUGGUGUCAACUCCGAUGGACGAUGUCAUGAGGAGCCACUGUCAAUGCGGGGUGUCUGAUGAGUCACGAGAACAAUGGUCAUGCAUCAUCUUUUCAGUCUUGUUCUUGGGCAUAGAGACCUGUCUCGGGCUGGAGAUCUGUUCUCUCUGGAAGACGCUGAGAUUGAAGGCUGCUUGUCAGAAGCUCUUGAGGAAAUCAAAGCUAUAUCUUGCUCCCCAGACUACCUGACAAAUGACAACGACCAGGCUGUGGUGGAGAUCUGCAUCACUCGAAUUACAACGGCCAUCCGGGAGACCCACUCCAUAGAGAAGCAUGGAAAAGCUCUGGUGUCGCUGUGGGAAUCAUGCCUGGAGUACAACCUGAAACCAGAGGGGAAGGAUGAAGAUACACCUCACGCUAAAAUAGCCUCUGACAUCAUGAGCUGCGUCUUGCAGAAUUAUGACCGCCCUCCAGUCAUGGCUCUAGCAGUGCCAGUCGCCGUGAAGUUUCUCCAGAGGGGCAGCCGGGACCUCUGCCGAAACAUGUCAAGUUACCUCUCUUUAGCCGCCAUUGCAAAAGCAGACCUGCUGGCCGACCACACUGAAGCCAUUACGAAAAGUGUGCUCCAAGGUAAGGCUACCUUUGUUAGAUUCAAGAGCCGGGAGUUGAGCUCCUCUGUCCCCUCGUUAAUCAGCUACCUAAAUGACCCCAGCGUGAAUGACUCCAUCCUUAAUGUACUGGUAGAAAUUUCGCUCUGUAACCCCUCAGUUGUUGCCCAUUACCUUCCUAACCUAAAGGCAGUUGGAAACGAGUUUCCGAAUCUCCUUGGACAAAUUGCAAAACUCUAUGGUGCUGUGGGACGCACUGACGAGGAGCAGGCCAGGAGCUGUCUUGUGUACCUUGUGACUACCCUGGCCAACAUGGAGCACGCAUUUCACCACACACUCCUGCUGGAGAUCAAGGGCAUCACGGACGCCUUCAGCAGCAUCCUGGGAGCCUACAGCAAGGACGUCUACCGCAUGAGCAACAGCUUCACGGCCAUAGCCAAGCUGCUAGUUAAGAAGCUGGAAUCUGACCGUUCCCUCUCCAGGGUUGAGGACAAGGCUGAAGAUCCGCCCAAGGCCUGCGACGUGAACCCGACUGUCAAGCACGAUGGUGAAAGUGAGAAGCUGCAGGUAAAGAUCCAGGCUUUUGAGGAGAAAAUGAUGAGUGAGAACAGCACGCCAGGGCCUGUCCGCAGAUACAGCCUCAGCCAGGCCGCCAAGGAGGAGAGGAAAGAAAUGAGGUUUAACAGGUCAAAAAGCCUGGCCCUUCAUGUAGUGCGUUCAAAAUCAAUGAACUCGGAGCACAGUCAGGAAGAGGACGGCGGAGACCUGCCAGCGGAGGUGUGUUUGUCAGAGAGGUCACCGAGCCAAGAAAGCUGCAGGCUGCCAUUGGGAUCAGACCAAGAGGAACGUCCCGCAGAGGCCCCUGCAGGGCAGGAGUCCUGCGGCACAGCUGUGCAAGGGAACAGUUCAGCAGACAGCGUGAGAGAGAGUUGUCAGGGUGGCAACGCCCAGACUGACGCACUCAACGGGCAGAAUGAAGAUCGACUGUGUCAGCACCUCAGAGACAACCUCAGCAAAAUGAAGGCCUUUUCCGCUGAGAUGGUAAAACAGAUUCCAGUUCCAGAGCAAUGCAUUAUCGAAGAUUCCAUUAGGAGCUGUGUUGCAAAGCUCUUUUUCUCUUGUCCUAUGAAGGGACAGUACUGUCUCUACAGCAAGUCCAGUUUCUCUCUCAGCAGCAGACAGCCCAGAGUCUGGAUCCAAAUCAUGCUCUUGUACCGGCAGAGUAUGUCUUGUGAGCCUCUGGCUUCUGAUGACAAAGCGGUGCAGCUUCUGAAGUCGAUGUGGGAGAAGACUCAGCUAAAGGGAGCACACAGCUUCGAAACUGCCAUGAUGCAAUCUGCUUUCCCCCACAAGAAGGACCUGGAAGCCCUGCACACGCGUUUGGAAGAGGCGCGUUUUUAUGACUUGUUUGGCUACAGUGAGGAAACGGGAGGCUGGCUGUGUUUCAUGUGCAACAAUCCCGAAAAGGCAACAGUGGUAAACCAGGAUGGGCAGCCUCUCAUUGAAGGCAAGUUGAAGGAAAAGCAAGUCCGGUGGAGGUUCAUCAAAAGAUGGAAAACCCGUUACUUCACUCUGGCGGGAAACCAGCUCCUUUUUCGGAAAGGAAAAUCGAAAGACGACUUGGACGACAGCCCCCUUGAGCUCAGCAAGGUGCAGAGUGUGAAGGCGGUGGCGAAGAAGCGCAGAGACCGCAGUCUUCCCCGGGCCUUCGAGAUCUUCACCGAGAGCAAGACCUACGUUCUCAAGGCCAAGGACGAGAAGAACGCGGAGGAGUGGCUGCAGUGCAUCAGCGUCGCCGUUGCGCAGGCGAAAGAGAGAGAGAACCGAGAAUCGAUGACGUAUCUUUGAACUAAUCCCUGCCUCUCCUUGUAGACACGAGCCAAGGAGCCCUUUGCUUAGUGGUUUUGUACUUCACAGGUAAAAACACUUCAACUCAAAGAGUUACUUAGUAUGUAAAAUGAAAAAAAUUGACUCUUGACAGAGUUUUUCAGGCUAAUAUAUAACAUUUUUAUCUUUAGUCAAACAUGUUGAUUAGGAAAUGCACAGGAACUUAGAAUACAAACUAUGAUUCUGAAUAGAAAGACGUCUACUAACAAAGAAGCCUAAUUUUCCUUCAGUUCUUUGUCGUGUUACACAAAAAAGAAUGGUUUAAGUUGUACUCAUCAUUACAUACACUGUUAUUUGUGAUUAUUAAAAAACAGUACAUAUAUUAAUUUGCAUUUAGGCCUUUGUUAAUAGAAUUACCUUCCAAUGACACAUUAUGUAAUUUUUGAAUUACAAACAUAUUAAUCCCAGUUGUGCAAUGACAUUUUUUAUGAAAAUGACCAAUGUUUCUUAAUUGUCAGCGAUUAGUUUGUGUUGGAAGGGUGAAAACAAAUUACACAAUCCUUUCCAUCUGGAAAAUAACACCAUAAUUUUAUCAUUCCUUUCAUUCAUACUGGUAAACAACAUUUAAAAAGUGGAGCAGAAAAUUGGUUAGAUUAAUCGGUUUUAAAAAAGUGUUUUUUUAUGUGUGUGUUUGUUCAUUAAAAUCAUUGCAGAGCCGUCUUAGCAUCCUGAUGGUCUUACUGUUUGUUAAGCUGGAGUCAGGAAAAGCUGUUUGCUGCUGUCAUUUGGCUGUGUAUCACAGCAGAACCUACAGUAUAUGUUGCCCUUGCUUAAAGUUUUUUUUUCAUCCUUAAAUGCAGCUCAGGAGAUUACAAUACAGUCUUUCUGUACCAUAAUGUACAGUACCAAUGACUGACAAGGUGCUGGGGUGCCCUGGCACUUUGAAUCUUUUCCACAUUAAGUAUACAGUAUCAGGAGCCUGUUUUUCAUUCUUUUCAAAGGUUAAAUACAUUUCAUUUAUAAGAGGACAAGAAGGAAGCAGAGCCCAAAGAAAUAGCAAGUAACCAGAUUCACACUUAUUAAUGAAUCGGUUCCACACUGAAUCUUUCUACCAAACACAGAAUGAAACCUUGUUUGGGAUUGAAGGGGUGUUAAAGAAUGUCCACUGAAAAAAAAACAACCUUUUUUUCCUUAUUGCUCUUCACCAUUCGUUCCUGCUGUGCUGAUGAGCUUAUUCUAAUAUUGAGUCCACCAAAUAACUUCUCAUUCCUAAAGUCCUCUUAACAGAGUUCCACAACUUAUCCAUUUGACAGUAUUGCAGUUUUUCGCAGACCUCUCCCAUCCUCAUCUCGUCUCCUGUGUAUUUAUGAGACUUUGGAGUAAGGAUCAGGAUUAUACCCAUUGUACCUUUCCUGGGGUGAAAAUGAGUGCUUAAUGUCAGUGCUCAGUAAGUGUGUAAUAUCGGUUAACUCUUCGCUACUCCUGUCAAUACUGGAAACAUGUGAACAGCUAAACAAUUAUACAAGUAUGUUCAAAAGCAGUUUCAAGUUAGAUUUUAUAGUGACCAGUAUUUCACCUUCGUUUCACUGCCCUGACCCCACAUGGACAAUAAGCAUUGAAUUUCAUCUCAAAUGCACAAUUUAAUGUUAAAAUCCAGUGCUCGAGUAAUGCUGAAUCUACAUAUUGCAACUUUCAAUUUAAGUGCAAUUUAAACAUUCUGACCUGUCUCAUUGUAUCCUAGUAAGCAUUGAGCCACCCUUGCAAGUACUUAAGUGAAGUGGAGUAAAGAAUUAAGAUGGCUCACUAGUCAACCUCAUCAGACAUAACUCAAACUAAUGACCUCACACAUGUUUGUGCUAUUGUGGAAGUUACUCCUUAGUGGGUUUAUGAUUUAGUGCCUUUGUUACGCUGCCUUGCAGAUGAAAACGGUUUUACGUUAUUCUACAGGCAAUUCAACAAUACCUAAUUUUGAGCUUACUUAAAUGUAUACUGAUAGGAUAAGCAUUGUAAAAAUCAUUGGGAAUUACAGUGUUCACUUCAUAAACUGUUUAAGCAAUGUCAUUUGUAUUUAUAAAUAUUCUAAAUGUAAUUUGGUUUAGUUUUCUAAUAUAUGCCUGAAUAUUUAGAUUGACAUUUGAAAUCCUGGACUGGAUUUUUCUUAAUCUGCAGUAGUUGUUUUGGUUUUAAAAUCACAUUUAAACUUUUAAUGUAG